UACUUUUCAAUUUCACACUUAAAUUCUCAACAAAUCUCCAACCUUCCCUUCUUCCUUUUCUUCCUUCUGUUAUCUGUCUUCUGUCUUUUAAGUUCAGGGUGGGGUCUUUUUCCUCUUCUUUCCAGAUUAGUAUUAGUAUUAUUUUCUAAUUAUUAAUUCACAUAUUAACUUUCCCUCUGUUGAAAAUAUAUAUCCCCUUGCUCCAAGCAAGACUACUUUUCAAAUCUCUCUGUCUCGACCACCACCACCAUCAUCAUCUGCCAGUUGAUCGAUUUCACAUUUAGCAAUACCCCACCAUGAAUUAGAGGCAUGAGCAUCAUCAACAUACUAUUAUAUUCAUCAUCCUUUGUUUCCUAGAUCGAUUCUAUUUUGUCGGAUGUGUUGCAUAUUUUUCAAAAUGAAGCAUUUUUCCAUAAAAAAGAGGAGCAGAUCAGGAAUAAUCAAAUGAUCAUGAUCAGGGAUGAUGAUCAUGCAGCAGCAUCUUUAACCGCCAUUUUCCAUCCUCAUGGACACUGCCUUCCUCGCCGAUGACUGCUCUCGUGCGAAUUAUGUUCGAGUUCUGAUGCAGAAUUUUGGCUGCACUUACAUUUGUCUCUGGUCAUAUUUGCCCCCUCCAUCCAACUGCUUAAAAUUCUUGGAUGGCUUUUACAAUGAAGAGAAAAAUCAACCAAGCUCUUCUUCGGGAACUAGUCUAGCUCAUAGGCUUUUUGAUGGGUACCGGGGAUCGUUAUUUUUUGUUCUUGACAACGACCAUGUUCCAGGAUUUGCUUUUAGGAAUAACUUACCCUACUUUCAUCUUCAAGAACCGGACCUUCAAAGAAUGGCGUCAAACCAAACACAGAGGCAAUUCUAUCAGGAAGCAAGGAUUCAGGCUGUAGUUUUCAUGGGGUGCAAGAGUGGAGAGAUUGAGCUCGGCUUUUCAAAUGAGUCCCAACAGGUUAAUAUAAAUAUGGAAACGAUGAAGACCUGGUUUCCUGAAGAUUUUGCCAGACAAUUAUCUCCACAGACGGAGAUUCCACCAAGGCCAAACGAUCAAAACAACCCUCCAUCAUCAUCAUCAUCAUCCUUGAUAUCACUAACCAUGGAUAGCCCGGAAUAUUCAUCCCUUCUAUUCAGCCUUCCAAUGAGCACCACAUCUUCUUCUUCUUCUCAAAUUCCAGAAACUAGUCAUACUGAGAGUACUUCUUUGCAACCACUAAUAACACCAACCAUGCCUCACCAGCAAGCAAUGCAAGCAUUUGCUCGCUUGCGGAACAUUCAAUUCCCGAGUCCAGAGAGCGAGGCUGCAGCCAUGACCAGAGCCAUGCUUGCUGUUCUAUCUUCACCUUCUUCUUCUUCUUCUACUUCACAUCAACCCCCACCUCCUAUUAAUUUACAACCUCAUCAAUUCGCUCAUUCCAUGAAUCCAAAAGCCAGUCUUUUCAAGAAAUAUGCUCCACCAUUAGGCCCGAACACCCAAAUAAAUGCUCGAUCCGGCAGCAGGCAAAGCAUGCUCAAGAGAUCAUUUUCAUUCUUUACAAACUUAAAUAUUUUCAUGAGGAAUCGCCAGCGCAUGCAAGAAAACCGCCCCAGCAGUACUCAGUUGCACCAUAUGAUGUCGGAGCGCAAGAGGCGUGAGAAGCUGAAUGAAAGCUUUCACGCAUUGAGAUCACUACUUCCUCCAGGAACCAAGAAAGACAAAGCUUCAGUGCUUACAACUACAAGAGAGUACUUGACCUCAUUGCAAUCUCAAAUUUCCGAGCUAACCAAAAGAAUCCAGCAGUUGGAAGCACAGGUUUUGCCAUCAUCAGCCAAAGAACUAGCAAACGGAGCUGAAACAGAAGCUGGUGGCUCCUCCUCCUCGAUUACUGAAAGAGUAUCAGUUCGGGUGUCACAGGUUUCUGAAUCAACGUCCUCAGAAGAAGGACAACUUGUAGAUUUGCGAGUGAUUCUAAGAACACAUCGUUCUGCUGAAGAUGUAGUAAUCCGGAUACUAGAAUUCUUGAAGCGAGUUAACGGUAUACGCUUGCUGUCCAUGGAAGCCGAUUCCCAUAUAACUAAAUCAAGUCCUACCAUUCGAGUGACCUUGAGAUUAAGAGUUGAUCAGGGGAACGAGUGGGACGAGUCGGCCUUCCAGGAAGCAGUAAGGAGGUUUGUUGAAGACCUUUCAAACUGACAGCUGGGCCAAUCAACAUCGAACACGAGCUUUUCCAUUCUACGUGAGCAAGUCAAUUAAUUAAUUCAUCAUCGCCGGCGCAUCGCUCUCCUCUAUGCUUUUCCUCCCACCAAUCACAUCCACUCAUCCACGCCGUCGUUUCAUCAUCCACAUCAUCUCUAUAUUUUAUUAUUAUUAUUAUUAUUAUUUUUUGCUAUAUGUUUAACUGUAGUGCCUUCAUAUCCAAUUUUGCACCCAUCUGUUUUUCUAUACACUGUUGCCUAGCCAUAUAUAUAAUGAUAUUAGUUAGUUUUUUUUUUUUUUAGCUUUAAAUAAUGAUAUUAGUUAGUUAACCAUACAUAUAUGAGGAUUUUCAUUUUCCCUUUUUGAAAUAAUAUAUAUAUAGAUGAUUUUUUUUC
Molecule: messenger RNA, 2553 nt
Organism: Ziziphus jujuba (common jujube)
Lineage: Eukaryota; Viridiplantae; Streptophyta; Magnoliopsida; Rosales; Rhamnaceae
Product: putative transcription factor bHLH041
Exons: 9
Coding region: 506-2155 (549 amino acids)
Molecular function (GO): protein dimerization activity
Source: RefSeq, a predicted model, not a curated record